GCCCCCCGGAAAACAAGUUGUAAAAUUUUUUUUAUGUGUACUAUGUGGAAGAGACGUGGAGUUGUCCAAGUAUCAACCGACAUCUGACAAUGUGGCAAAUAAAUUAACAUUGACAACUCUUUUUUUUUUUCAACUUUAAAUAUUAUAAAAUAAAUGUUAAAUUAAAUUAAAUUAAAUUCAUUAAAAUAUCAUAAAUUGUGGACCAAAAUAUAGCAAAUAUAAUAAUUAUUUAUUUGUUUUAAUGUGUAAUGUGUUGUUAUUUAUCAAACUAUAAAAAUGAAUUUUUUGUUAAAUAUUAUUUCGGCACUUUUGUUAUUGACCAUAUGUAAACAGACAUUUGCAUGGGAUACUGAAGAAUUAGAAGUAUUUGAUGUUGUUGAAGAAGUUAACCAAAAUUUCUAUGAACUUCUUGGUGUACCACAAAAUGCAAACAGCAGUAGCAUCAGAAAGGCAUUUCGCCAAUUAUCUCUACAGCUGCAUCCAGACAAGAAUAGUGCUCCAGAUGCUGAUGUACAAUUUAGAAAUCUGGUGUCUGUUUAUGAUGUCUUGAAAGAUUCAGAGAAACGUAAACAUUAUGAUAAUGUCCUGAUAAAUGGACUACCAAAUUGGCGAUCAGCUGUAUAUUAUUAUCGUCAUGUACGAAAAAUGGGAUUAUUGGAAAUGAGUGUUAUAUUAUUUAUUGUUAUAACCAUUGGACAAUAUCUUGUUGGUUGGGCAGCUUAUUUUGAAAAACGUUACACAUAUGAACAAGUACUGGGAAGUAAGCUACAAAGAUUACAAAAAAAAAAUAGAAAAGGUAAAAUGGAAGUACCAGAUUUAGCUGAGAUACUUGAAAAAAUACCAACACCAAGUGUAUGGAAUACAUUGCCAUUUCAACUUCCAUGCUGGACAUUUUAUUCAAUAGUUGGUAUACCAUCAGCAAUAAGAGCAUUAAAAGAAUUGCUUGAAGAAAGAAAAAGAAGAAAAAAAGAAGAAGAAGAAGCAGCACUUGCUGAAGCUAAUGAAGAACUAGAACCAGAACCAGUACCACGUGGUCCAAGAAGAAGAAGACAAGGUUUUACACCACAAGAACAAAGUGUAAAUACAAUAAAUUCAUAUAAAAAAGAAUUACCAAGAUCAAAUAAUAAUACAAAUGAUAAAUUAAAAUUAACUGGUGGUCUAUGGACAGAUGAUGAUAUUUUAGAACUUAUUAAAUUAGUUAAAAAAUAUCCAGGUGGUACACCAGAUAGAUGGGAAAAAAUUGCUGAAACAAUGUCAAGAACAGUCAAUGAAGUAACACAUAUGGCUAAAAAAGUUAAAGAUGAAGGAUUAAAACCUGGUCCAGCAAAUGAAGAGGUUGUCAUUGAUGAACAGCCAAAAAAAAUUAAAACACGUGCUGAUACAAAUGAUACAUCUGAGUGGAGUCAAGAUCAACAGAAAUUACUUGAAGCUGCAUUACUUAAAUAUCCUAAAAAUACAAGUGGUGAUAGAUGGGAAAAAAUAUCACAUUUUGUUGAAGGAAAAACAAAGGAAGAAUGUCAAGUUCGAUAUCGUCACUUGGUUGAGCUUGUUAAAAAAAAACAAAAAGAACCACCUCAAUAACAAGUUGCCAAAUAACAACUAAAAAUUAAAUUUAAAAUGAAAAAAAAAAA
Messenger RNA from Aphidius gifuensis, 1631 nucleotides. Its product is annotated as dnaJ homolog subfamily C member 1-like. The transcript has 6 exons. The record is from RefSeq and is a predicted model, not a curated record. Gene Ontology annotation, cellular component: endomembrane system. The coding region runs from base 277 to 1581 and encodes 434 amino acids. NCBI's taxonomy places the organism in Eukaryota, Metazoa, Arthropoda, Insecta, Hymenoptera, Braconidae.